GUUCACAAGAACUCCCUCCCCACCCUCUGCCUAAAGAAUCAUGCCUCUGCAGCACUUUUUUUUUUCUUUUUUUCUUUUUCUUCUUCCUUCUUUUCUUCUCUGCCUUUUCAUUCUAUGAUCUUGCGUAUCCACCUCAUGACCAGUCUCUACCAGGCACUGGUGUUUCUCUAGAUUGCUAUUUGGGAUUUGACUUUUGGAGAUCUAAGGAAACCAUGGAACCCAACAAGGAAGAUAAUGUGUCACUGGCACCUACAGCUCUAGUCACAGCACCUCCUAGUCUACAAGAUGCUUCAUCUCAGCCAGGUUUCUCUGCCAUACCACCUGUGGGUCCUCCUUUCUCCCCACCAAUGUCUCCAAUACCACUGAUGCCACAUCCUCCUGUUUUCCUACCUACUACUUUUAGCCCACCUGUUUCACUUAAUGGUGGAGGGAAAACCAGUGACUUGGAUUCUGAUUCAGACGACCAACUUUUUGGGAUAUCUGAAGAGAGUAGGCAGUUCAGUAGACCUCUUACCAGCUGCUCUUCACACACGAUGGGAAAAUACUUGCCACGUGGUAUGUCUCUCUUCUGUCUCCUUCGUACUCUCAAACACAAACUUACAUAUUCUUCACAUUUACUGUUUCUUAUCAAUAACAUACUCCUCCUCUGUUUAGUAAUUGGUUUUUUUUCCUCUGUUUACUAAUUGGUUUUCCUUUCUUUGUCUAGUUCUCUAAGUGGAGUUACUAAACUCUGGGAGAUGCCUCAAGUUACAAACAAGAUUUCUGUCUUUAAGGACCACAAAGAA
Molecule: messenger RNA, 785 nt
Organism: Capsella rubella
Lineage: Eukaryota; Viridiplantae; Streptophyta; Magnoliopsida; Brassicales; Brassicaceae
Product: U4/U6 small nuclear ribonucleoprotein PRP4-like protein
Exons: 3
Coding region: 213-683 (156 amino acids)
Source: RefSeq, a predicted model, not a curated record